AUGAAAUGUCCAAAAUGUUAUUCAGAUGUUUUAGAGUCGUUUCGAUUUUGCCAUAAGUGUGGGGAAGUACUAGUCGUUGAAUCUUCGUCAAGAUCUGAAAGUACAGCGUACAUAUCAACUGAAAGUGAGAGAUGUGUUUCAGGACCAUCAUAUUCAACACCUUCUCUGCCACCAAAAGGGACCUUGCAAACUCAACGAGUUCCACGUGUUGAAUCGUUCAACGAGUUCCGAAAAAGGAAAUCCAACGAAAGAGUGCAGAAGGAAACGUCGAAAAAAGGGAAAAAGCCUCUCAAGGUCAAGGAAGUUUUCGUUGGAAUAGGCUUAAUGAACUUGACCAAAGGGGAAUUUAAGCCUGUUAAAGGUAAAAUUAAGAUGGUUCGUGUUCCUACAACAAUUCGAAAGCUUGAACUUUUGAAAUUAUCUUAUGAUAAACACUGCGCACAUGACCGCACAUUUGACAAAGAUGCGGAUUAUACUCUUGCUUUUCCUGAUGGAACGGAAAUAAUUACGCUACCAGAUCAUCCCAACCGCAUUUUUCAGUUGGAUGAAUAUCAACAGGAUGUUGGUAAAGCGUAUAAUCGAAUAACCCUUUUCUUAUUGAAACGGAGUGACCUAGAAAGCUAUAACGAACUGCGACACAACACAAGUGACUCUGAUGAUGAGGCAGAGGAAAGCACUGUAAGACAGAUGACUGUUAUAGAAUCAUUUGCUCGAGUUACUGACUCUUCUACUCACAAUACAACAAAGCAAACUACUGCUGGCCCAUCAACAUCAGAGAACAUCUUUUCCAACAAUAAUGAAAAUUUACCUGGAACAAGUUGUUCAUUGUAUGAAAGUGAAAGUGCUCGUGGAACAGUAAAUGGGAUGAAAACAAUGAGAGAAAUGUUCCCUAAUCGUGGCGAGAGUGAAUUAAAGCAAGCACUUGAGCUAAAUGAAACCCUGGAAGAGGCAAUUAAUAUGGUUGUAGAGGACGAUGACAGGUCAGUAAAUAACAGGUACGGGUCACUGAUUACAGAAGAAUGCGAUGCAGAUGUGAACAUACUCCAUGAUGAUGAUGAAAAUUUGGAAUCAUUUUUGGAAACGUCUUCGAAAACUCACUACACAGUUAAUGCAACACUGACGGAGAAACUUGAACACUGUAAGGAACAGUUUAUGGACAGUUCAAAAAACUUCAGAAUAAAAGUACGAAGGCAUCAUGUAUGGGAAGAUACAAUGAUAAAACUUCAAAGAGAUGAGAACGCUAUAAAUAAUCCAAUAAAAGUACAGUUCAUUGGCGAACCUGCAGUCGACCAAGGCGGACCAUCUCGUGAAUAUUUUGGCCUGAUAAACGAAGCCGCUGAAAGAAAGUUGAUUACACAAUCUGCGUUCAGACAUAAUAUUUCUGCCUUGAAAGGACGGGAGUACUAUGCCUUUGGGCAAUUGACAGCUAUUGGUUUGCUUCAAGGAUCACCUGGCCCAAGAUGUUUUACAAAGUCAGUGUUUGACUAUAUUUGUUCUGGGAGCAUUGAUAAUUUAACUCCAUCCAUAGAAGAAAUCCCAGUUCAUGAGGUGAAGAAUAGCCUCAUGGAGUUGAAUAAUCUUACAAAUCCUGAUGAGUUUAAACAAAAGGCAUCUUUUGAAAGUGAUUAUCGAUUUGAUGCUGGCUAUGCAAAGCCCAUUGUAACAAUGGCUGACAAAGACGAUUUUAUAAAAUGUAUUGCCCUUCAUUAUACUAUACUUGUUUCCUUAAGUGAGCUCAACCAAUUUGUCGAUGGCCUGAAUACCUGCAAUAUGUUACAUCUUAUCAAAGAAGACCCUGAUAGUUUCAGAUGUUUAUUUGAAGUGGGUCAUGCAAAGCUUACUGCUGAAGAUGUUGAUUCUAUCUUUGAUCCUGUUUUCAGUCCUGUUGGCAGCAACAAAUUUGCAAUUGAACAGAGCAUCAUUUUUAAUUUCAACCAGUAUCUUGAGGAUGCGGAAAGUGGUAAGGUAACCGGUCAACUUGAAGACAGAGAAGUCAAAGUAUCACUAAGUGAUAUUCUUCAAUUUGCAACUGGUGCCCAACAUGUUCCCGCUGUUGGCUUUUCUCCUCGCCCUACCAUAGUGUUCCUGCACCACUUGAAUAUGGCAAGAAAGAUAAGCACAAAUUCAUGUGCUAACAUUCUUAAGUUUCCAGUAAGUGGUCUAGAAGAUGGAAAAAAAUUUUCUGAAGAGUUCACGUUUUGUCUGCUGAACUCGCCUGGGUUCCAAUUAGUUUAA
Messenger RNA from Paramuricea clavata, 2235 nucleotides. NCBI's taxonomy places the organism in Eukaryota, Metazoa, Cnidaria, Anthozoa, Malacalcyonacea, Plexauridae. The record is from the annotation of a GenBank genome assembly.